Molecule: messenger RNA, 1431 nt
Organism: Brenthis ino (lesser marbled fritillary)
Lineage: Eukaryota; Metazoa; Arthropoda; Insecta; Lepidoptera; Nymphalidae
Source: the annotation of a GenBank genome assembly
AUGGAUCUUGGUGAUAAUGAGGGUGACGUUAAACAUAGAAAACAAAAUCAAUCAGAAUUAACAAAUAUUAACAGUAACACAUUUAAAAUUAAAGCAAAUAAAAAUGUUCAAAAUAAUAAAGUCAUAGGUUUAGUGUUUAUAUCACUGUUGCUAGAUCUUUUGGCAUUUACAAUGAUAUUGCCACUCUUGCCUUCUUUGCUUGAUUACUACAAUAAAGAGGAAGGAAAGUCAAAUACUGUGUAUACACUAUUACUUUAUAUAGUGCAAAAAUUUCAAAAAUUAACUGGUGCACCUGAUCGAUUUGUAUCAGUUCUAUUUGGAGGUGCUCUUGGCUCUAUGUACAGCUUCUUACAAUUCCUUACAAGUCCUAUAGUUGGUAGUCUCUCAGAUGCUUAUGGAAGAAAACCAAUGCUUUUAAUUUGUUUGCUCGGUAUUGCAUUAUCACAUGGUCUAUGGAGUUCUGCGAGUACAUUUAGCUUGUUUGUACUAGCAAGAUUUAUAGGGGGAUUAAGUAAAGCCAAUGUAAGUCUCAGUAUGGCCAUAGUAACAGAUGCCUCUGAUGAGAAGACCAGGCCUAGAGGAAUGGCUUUGGUAGGUUUAGCUUUUUCUAUUGGAUUCAUAGUAGGACCUCUCGCUGGUGCUUGGUUUGCAAAGAGUAAUGACCUGUGGGGUGAGAGGCCAGCGCAUUAUGCGCUUUUCCUUUCACUUGCAAAUGUUGCUUUAGUCGCAUUCUUUGUACCUGAAACUUUGUCUAAGGACAAAAGAGCACCACUUACUCUAUCUCUUUCUAAGGCGGUAGAUUUCAUAUCUCCUUGGCAUUUAUUAAAAUUCACUGCUGUUAAAAACCUUUCUGUCCGCCAGAACCAAGUAUUAUCUAAACUGGGAUUGAUAUAUUUUAUUUACUUAUUUAUUUACUCUGGUCUUGAAUUCACUAUAACAUUCCUUACACAUCAUACAUUUGGAUACACCGCAAUGCAACAGGGAAAAAUGUUCCUCGUGAUAGGGAUAAUAAUGGCGGUGCUGCAAGGCGGGGCAGCGCGGCGGCUGAGCGCGCGCGGCGCGGAGCGCGCGGCGCGGCUGGCGCUGGCGCUGACGCCGCCCGCGUUCCUGUGCGUGGCGUGCGCGGCCGCGGCGCGCGCGCCCGGCCCGCCCGCCGCCUGGCUGUGGGCGGGCCUCGUGCUGUUCGCUGUUUCGACAGCGUUCGCGGUGUCGUGUAUGACGGCGCAGGCGGCGGCGCUGGCGCCGAGCGCGGCGCGCGGCGCGGCGCUGGGCACGCUGCGCUCGCUGGGCGCGCUCGCCCGCGCCGCCGGCCCGCUGCUCGCCUCCACUGUGUACUGGUGUUCGGGCGCGGCUACAACAUACACAAUUGGUUCAAUCAUAUUAAUACUGCCAGCUUUUAUGCUAUUCCGACUGAAACAAAAAAUGAACAAA